AGAAAGUGAGAAACAGGGGAAAUCCAAAAAAGCGUAAAAAUGGCUCUCUGAUUUUAUCCGCCUUUCCCUCCAUUUCCUCAUCCUUUCUCCUUCUUCUUAAUGGAAACCAUCUUCUCUCCCUCCUCCACUCCACUUCUCAAUCCCAAACCCCUUCUCUUCAAGUCCCCCUCUCAACAGCUCCAAGCUUCUUUAACACCCACCAAGUCCAUCACUUCAGGCCUUAGAAAGACAUCUUCUCCACCUCCCACCCAAAAGAGCUGGAUCUCCCACCUCCACCAUGGACUGGCCGCCGCUGCCCUCUCGCUGGCCAUCAACUUCUGCCCAGUUCCAUCCCUUGACUCCCCGGCGAUUGCGUCAGAGUUUGACGUGCUCAAUGACGGCCCACCGACAGAAUCAUAUGUUGUUGAUGAUGCGGGUGUACUAAGCCGAGUCACCAAAUCUGAUCUGAAGCAGCUCCUAUCCGAUUUGGAGUCGAGGAAGAAUCUACAAAUCAAUUUCAUCACACUUCGCAAGCUUACAAGCAAAGCAGAUGCUUUUGAGUAUGCUGAUCAGGUGUUGGAGAAAUGGUACCCCACAAUUGAAGAAGGUAAUAACAAGGGAAUAGUUAUCCUGGUUACCAGUCAAAAAGAAGGAGCAAUCACAGGUGGACCUGCAUUCAUCCAAGCUGUUGGAGAUACUAUUCUUGAUGCUACUGUAUCUGAAAACCUUCCAGUGCUGGCUACAGAGGAGAAGUACAAUGAAGCUAUGCUUAGUACUGCCAAACGCCUAGUUGCUGCUGUUGAUGGGUUGCCAGAUCCUGGAGGACCGAAGUUCCAAGAAAACAAGCGUGAAUCCAACUUCAAGACCAGGGAAGAGACUGAAGAGAAACGGGGACAAUUUAGCCUUGUAGUUGGAGGCUUACUAGUGAUUGCUUUUGUGGUUCCCAUGGCACAAUACUAUGCCUAUGUCUCGAAGAAGUAGGUUGUAUGUGUACAGCAAUCAGUGUUGAAAUUCUAAUUUGAAGAUAUUAUCCAUUAGAAUAUAUGUAAUCACACAGAAUCCUGAAUCAUAUUUAUAUGUGCUCUAUUCCUUUUAGGGUUUGCAUGCA
Molecule: messenger RNA, 1087 nt
Organism: Phoenix dactylifera (date palm)
Lineage: Eukaryota; Viridiplantae; Streptophyta; Magnoliopsida; Arecales; Arecaceae
Gene: TLP18.3
Product: thylakoid lumen 18.3 kDa protein
Source: RefSeq, a predicted model, not a curated record